Molecule: messenger RNA, 282 nt
Organism: Penicillium crustosum
Lineage: Eukaryota; Fungi; Ascomycota; Eurotiomycetes; Eurotiales; Aspergillaceae
Exons: 2
Coding region: 1-282 (93 amino acids)
Source: RefSeq, a predicted model, not a curated record
AUGGUGUCACCGCAUACCUCGAGGCGUGGCGGCUAUGAUCUCAAGAUUGUGAUGAGUGGGCAGGACGAGGCCCAGAAAGACGAGGAUCAGACCAAGGAGCAAACCUACCAUGAUGAUGCCAAUGAUGAUGCCAAGAGUGUGGGCCAAGACAACAACAACAACGAUGAUGAUGAUGAGGGCGAAGAAGGGCGAAAGCAAGAUAGUAUCUCCUCCACAGUCUCACCAUGCACGCAUCGUCCCCUCUCCAAGUGGACGUGCGUGCCCUACUGGAAUGGCUCAUGA